This is a messenger RNA of Adineta steineri, 10278 nucleotides long. Lineage: Eukaryota; Metazoa; Rotifera; Eurotatoria; Adinetida; Adinetidae. The record is from the annotation of a GenBank genome assembly.
AUGGAGAAAACUGUUACACGUGCACUGCACUCGAUCGAUGAAUUGAUGAAAGACUUGUCAGAAUAUGAAAAUAUUGAAAGUUCGGAAUUGAACAAGGCUCAAAUUCUUUUUAAACAGCUACUUGAUUCAGAUUCACCUAUAAAUGGUAUGACUCAAUUAUUUUGCCGACAGUUAGAUCGAUUAAUGGAUUGUAAUAAAUCAUUGCCACAGCAAUUUUGGAUUAGUUUGUCCGACGAUAUUAUUUAUGUAAUAGAAAUGCAAAAUGAUGGACAACGUACAGGUAAUACUAAAACACAUUUUCUUGAAAGGAUGAGUUUGGAAGAAAAAUUAGUACAACGUGAACGUAAAUUCAAACAGACUUUUGGAGAGCAAAAGCCUUUAAAAGAGCUGUUUCGUGAAUAUCAAACAUUCUUCGAAGAAUAUCUUCACAACUGUAUUCUAUUUCAUUCAAAAAUACAUGUGCAAGGUUUGGUAAAAGAUUUAGAUAGUUUUCUUUAUGAUGGUUAUGGAUUAAUAGAACGUUCGUCUAUACGAACUAAUCGAAGAAACUUGGAAGAAAAAUUAAAUUGUAUUGCGAUACCACUCGAUUGCUCCAGUAGAUUCUUAGAAAACAUAAAUGAUGAAAUGCGUAAAUAUGCUGACUCACACGAAAGAACUAAUAGCGAAUUCAGUAACUUUAUACCUUCUGCCGAAUCACGAUUCAAUCAAUUUGGCAGCUCGACAACAUUUUUAAAAGUGUUGCAAUCUGAACGGUGGCUCGUUAUUUUAGGUGAUCCAGGAAGUGCUAAAACUAGUCUUCUCAGAUGGAUCACAUGGUUCUUUGCUGAAACAGCUUAUUCUCAUAAAGAACAGGUAACUCUAGAAGGACAAAAUCAUACUCUGGUUCGCAUUCCAAUUUUGAUUCGAAUCGGAGAGUUUACAAUAUGGCUUGAGCAGCAUCGAAACAAAACGUUAAUGGAUUAUAUUGGGAAACACACGUGGUUUUCUCAACCUUAUACUCGCGAUGACAGUGGAAUUGUUCUGAAAAAAUUGAUAGCACAUGGUUACGCUAUAAUUCUCAUCGAUGGACUAGAUGAGAUUCUCGAAGUUGGACAAAGAAAAACUAUUGUAAAUCUUGUUCAAAAAUUCAUCGAUGAAUAUGUAGUGGGAUCUGAUUUUAUAUCCACGUUAGAUGAGCCACUCUUUAAUAAUUCAUCGGAAUAUAAUUAUAUGGAUCUCAUUGAAACGCAGCCACCAAGUAUAUGCUAUGGUAAUCAAGUAGUUGUCACAAGUCGUAUUGUCGGCUACCAUGUUUAUCCGCUUAAUGGUUCAUUCAUCCGUCAUUAUUUAUUAUCUCUGAUAGAUCAUGAACAUGGAAAAGAAUUUGUAAACAAAUGGAUGAUUCAAGUUAAGCAAAGCAUAAGCGAUGUUUUGAGAAAUGAAGGAAUUAAAAUUGAUGGAGAAAAAAUAGAAAAUGCCUCUAAAAAGAGAGAAAAUACUGUACAGAAACUAUUUGAGAAUAGUUCAGAAUUAUUAGUAUCAAAUCCUUCAUUAUUAUCAUUGAUAUGCACACUUAUUUUUCAAUCACCUGAUGAAAUUCAAUUCAAAUCUCGAGUACAAGUAUACACUUAUGCUGUUCAAGCAGCAUUUGAUGAACGGAAAUGUAAAGAAUCAGACAUUCUAAAAAACUUAUUAAUUAAAUUUCUCGUAAAUCUAGCCACUUAUCUUCAUUUGCAAUCGCCAUCUGGUCUCAUAGAUGCAUUUGAUAUGGAACAUCUCUGCUGCUUGACUUUACGCCAACAAAAAUUUUCGAACAACCGUAAACAAUUAAAUGAAAUGGCUAAUAAACUGAUCACUUUGUUAAAGUCUAACAACGGUAUCGUUGAUGAACAAGGUUUACAAAUAUAUGGUUUUCUCCAUUUACCGUUUCAAGAAUAUUUUGUAUCACAAUGUAUUAUAAAAGAUUAUUCAUCCAUAGAAGACGUAGUAGGACGUGUUCGUACACUCCUUAUCAAUCCUCGUUUUCGUGAGUCACUUCUGAUGAGUCUUGGUUGGAUCAGUUGGAAAUGGUCAUUGAGUGAUUAUGAUCGAUUCUGUAAUUUAUUAAUUACUUCAAAUAGAGAUUAUGCAAUUCCAUAUGGAACACUACUUUUAUUCGAUGCUAUUAAUGACAUGCAAAGGUUACCUUCAAAUUCAGUCAUUUUUACUGCACUUAAUAGUUUGUUAGAUUACCGUCAUAAUAUCAUUGCAGGUGUAUAUUUUAUACAAAAUUUACUUACAUUACAGGAAAAUAUUAUAAUAGAAUGGAUGCAAUUACAUUUGAACGAUGAAAAACGUCUUUCAAACUUUUGUAAAUGUUUAUAUAGAACAAUUAGUCGAUCCUCUAAUAUACAUAACAUGAAUUCAAAAUCAAAAAUAUUAUUAAUCUAUCAACAACUGUUGUCAUUUUAUAACGUAAAUCCAUCAAGCGAAUUCAUUAUUGAUCAAAUUUUUCGAAAAACAAUACGUUCGGAAAAUGUACCUAAUGAGAUUUUGAAUAACGAACUAUCUUCGUAUUUUUUCUCAAACAAUAUUUGUGGAUCUAAUAUUCAUCCACUGAUACUUUCUCUAAUUAUAUUGGUAUGUGGUGGAAUAGAUUUUGAUUCUAAAAACUAUUUAGUAAAAAUUCAUUUUUCGCCUAAACAUAUGCAUCGUACAUCAUCAAUUAUACCACCAAUCAUCGAAUACUUUAUUAAUAAUAAAGAAUCUCAUUCAACCAGACUUCAAAUAUUAAUCGAACAAUAUGAAAGUGUUCUUGAAAACGCUUCACCAUCAGAUACUUCGAUUGAUAUUGUUGACACUUUAACUGCAUUACUCUGUCUGAAAGGACUUUCGAAAUCAUUCACGUAUCUAAGAUAUCGUCGAUAUGAAGCACUAUCACUUGCACUUGAUAGAUUAAAAAGAACUUGGUUUUACUUAAAACAACCAUUCCAAAUUAAAGAUUUGAAAUAUGAUACUGUCGACACAUCUUCGAUUAUAAAAUCUGAUGUUCAAUCAAUUAUAAAGGCAUUUCUUUCACAAAGUUCUCUAUCUGAUGGGGAACGCAUAGAGUUUUCAUUAGCAUGUUUAGCUACAUUAAAUAAACUUUGCAUUGAAUGUCCAUUCGAUCCCUUGCCAUUCGACUUACACCUUACCAACAAUGCCAGUGAAUAUUUAAAAUAUCAUCUAGAGGUAAGCCGCUCUGCUAGGAACAAAAAAUAUUCGAAUACUAAUAAUAUUCAUCCUAUGCAAAUGUUCCGACAAGAACCAUUUUUUUUGCUUACGUUUGUACCACAAUCUUUGCAACAACUUUACUAUUGGUUGAUUAUUAAUGCAGAUAAUGAAACUGGUUCGUCGUUUUUGGUUGUAUUAUUAUCACAAUGCUUGAUGUUCUUAGAAAAUAUCCGUAAUUAUGAUCGAAACUUUGAUCUUGCUUCAUCAAUGUUACAAUCAGAACUUAAACAAUACAUGUUGGAGAAUUACGCCAUAAUGUUACAUUAUGAGUUCCCUGUUAAUCAGUUAGAAGACUAUGAUAUAUACAUCAAAAUCGAACGCCAACGCUUUUAUAAUGCAUCAACUAUUCCGGAAAAGCAAAAGAAAGAUUUGCAAUUCUUUGCCGCAUCGAUCUCUCUCGCUCAAAUUCUUCGAUCUCGUGUAAAUCAAUUUAGUGGACACAUGACUCUCUCGAUCGCUGAGAGUGAAGAAGUGCGUUUAGCAGUAAUGAAUAUAUAUAAUCCAAUUCUACGAAUUAUCGCUUUGAGCAUGAUAUUAGAUAUGAGAAAACCUAUGAUCUUUGAUGAAAUCCAAACAGAUGCAUUACAACUAGAAAUGAUUACUUUUUUACAGUCUAUUUUACCAGAUCUUUCAUUACUAACGUCGACUCUUUUGUUUAUUCGAUGUUACACAGCGCGGCAAGUCUUGCAAGAGCCAUUUCGUCAGAUGGCUAAUGUAAUCGGCAGAAAAUUAAGUGAAACUGCUGUGAACGAAGGAAGUCAAGCUCAAGAAGCAGUAUUUAUUGCAUUACAGCAAUUGAAUAACCCAGAUCUUUCACAUUAUUUAUCAGAGUUCGUUAUACGCACAACAGCGAACUUGUCUGAUCUUCUUCAAUUCAAUUCAUCCGUAUUGUUUCGAUACUUUACUAAUAGAACAUAUGAUACAGAAAAUUCUGUUCUCCUAUCGAUUAUGUAUAUAACUGAGUUAGCUUUCGAUGCUCGAAAUUUACAGAUGGAUAUUGAGAAUAAUUGUAAAGAUAAAAUGUGGUCUAUGAAACAGUGGAAGCAAUUAUUGAAUAUAUCAUCAGCUGGUCGAAAUCGAAUGACUUCUAAAAUGGCAACAUGGAUUACGACCUAUUUGCAAACGUCAAAUAAAGGAGACAUGCACACCAUCAUCGAAGAUGUAUCUCAAUGCUUGAUGAUCGAAAGAAAUGCUUUAUCAGUAAUUGAGAAAUGGCUUGGUUAUCGAACAGAUAAAUAUUUGACAUUUUUCGCACACUAUGCUGUGUUGCAGUUGCUCAUUGAAGGUUCAAAUAUUCCUAAUUUGAUUAAUGAUGUUACCGAAAUAUGUAACCUUGACAAAAAAUAUCGUUUCAUACCUCUUGUACAACGUUUGUGCAAGUCAGAACUAAUCGAUACAACUAUUCUUUGUCAAAUCUUGAUUCUAUUAAACCAAAAUACUCAUUAUUCUUUGAAAAUUCAUGUCUGUAUUAAUCGCAAAGAAACUCUUCAAUUAAUUCUUUGUUUGGAAUUUGAACGAAUCAUCCUCAAUACGUAUAGAUCAUCUGAAUUCUUAACGAAUCCAUUUUUAUCAAUGAUCGAUUUUAGUUCACAUGAUUUGCAACGUUAUCUUGUACAGCAUCUUCAUAAAUUUACUAAUAGACAAAAUGAAGUUCGAUAUACUUCUAAGAUAGAAUAUGUCGCCGUUCUUGUCAAAUGGACUAUUCAGAAUGGAAUUAGAAAUAAUAUGGAAGAAAAUUUUUUACAAGAAACCACAAUAAAAAUGAAUAAUUCUUCACUUAUUCUGGAACGAAGUACAGAUAUCGAUGAUAAUGAUAGUCUGCAAAAACCUAAUAUCUAUCUUGAUUAUUUACCACAUUCCGAAUUAAUUCCAAAGCAAGCACAUGCUUCUUUCGAAGAAAUUCGAAAGAAUCUAUCACGUACAAUUCAAGUUAGUGAAUUUCAACCAGGUUUUACUCUAUGGACAAGAAAAUUGAAAGAAUUCAUGUCACUCUAUGGAUUCUAUUUUACUAAAAUCAACCAUGUCAAACUUAUCAAAUUCUAUUUAUCUAUCAUCUCUACAACUGAUAUAAGCUAUUCAGUUGCACAAAUCUGUUUUGAAUUGCUUAUGGAUCUGUUAAAACAUAUUGAAUUGAUUCAACGAAAUGAUCUAACUAUUGACUGGCAAAUAUUCUAUCGAUGGUUAAAAGUUGCUAAAGAUUAUCAACUAAAAAGUUAUUUCAUGGUGAAAAUACCCAAGGAUUUUGAAUUAUCAAUUGUUAAAUGUACACAAUGUGCGUCACCAUACUUUUCAUCUACGGCUACUCAAGAAAUUCUUGAUGAAAUUCGCCCACAAUUAUAUCCUUCCGAUCUAACUUCUAUGUGUAAUGCAAUGCAAAUAUUUGAUUAUUUUCUACCCCUUCAUCUACCACCACAUUUACACGAACAAGGAUUUAAAUUAUGGUUUUCAGAAUUUUUUGAUAUUUGGGAGAAUAUUAAUAAUGAAACUGUUUGGGAAUUAUAUUUGGUAAAUAUUUUUUCUCAACUGGCUUGGUACAAUAUAGGCUACAUUGAUUGGACUCAAUGGUUAAAUAAGAUUUUUACACACUUUCUACGAGGUUUUUCAUUGCCGAUUGGUCAAGCACAAAAAACGACCAAGAAAUUUAUCUAUCCAAUGGCAGAUGUUACACAAUGGAUUGUUGCCAUGAUUGGUAAUGGAAAUUUAUGUCUUCAACAUUUACAAGAUCUACUCAUGGCUAUUCGAAGUUUUUAUUAUCCAUCAAAUACAGGAUAUUUUCAAAAACAACUUGUCGAAUUUCUUUUUAAUCUUACUCUACAAUUUGUUAAUCGAGUUCAUUUAGAACGUCAAACUCGUUCGAUCUGGUUCUUUGUACCUCCUCAAUCGCAUCGACUCACUGAACAGGAUAUUACAGAUUUUGUUAAUUGUAUCAAAGAAUAUGCAUUUAUGUCCAUAUUUAAUAAAGACUAUUCGGAAAAAGCAGCUGAAGUUUGUCAAUUUCUGUCUAUACUACGACCAGAAUUAAUCGUACCAUCCAUUGUUGACAAGCUCUUCACAUCAAUUGAUGAUAUCGUUGAAGCACAUCGUUUUACAUCGUUGAUGUUUUGUGUAACACGUAUAAGUCGUCAAUUAGUACGACAGACACAUUCGUAUUCUCAUGGACAAACUUAUGUUGUACCAUUACUAUUGUCUGUAUUACCCGGUAUUGAUUUCAAUGAUAUUGAUAAAACAUCAGUAACAAUAGAUUUUCUCGACACUAUUCUCAUGCUUAUUACAUGUGUUGAUUGUUCAUCAGCAUUACAAGUACGAAAUGAUCUUACUGAGAUUGAAAGGGAAGUUUGUCUAUCGACGGCAAUGUUUGAAGAUUUUGUCACAAGAUUUCUUGAUGAGGUUUUUGAAAUAAUCGAUAGUUUAUCAACGGAUUAUAUGGAUGUACCAAAUAUUAAUGAACAUCCAACCGAAUAUGAUAUAUUUCAAAAGAAAUUAAUAUCAAUUAUCACUAGUAUUGUUCAUCAGUGUAGUAGUAACAUCUUUCGAAUUGUUCGAGAGAAGAUAGUCAGUUUUGUCACCGGUUCAAUUUUUACAUUGAAAGUAAGACCAUUAGUUGUUGGUCUUGUUCGAGCAAUUGUUAAAUGUCAUCCUGAAGACACUCUAAAAUAUCUAUUACCACAAACAUGUCAAAACAUCGAAAAGUUCUUUGAUAAAACUGAAAGAAAUAUAAUGAAUGAUCACAAAGGUGAUCAAGAAUUAACUUGGAAUUUAUGUCUAUUUGCUGAACUUGUUCAAGCUUGUGGUGAUACCUUAUUGAUGUACAAAGAAAUGAUUUUAACUUGCUUUCAUACUUGUAUUCAUAUUCUUCACGUUGAUUCUUAUAAGACUGUUGCUCUUGCAAUCAAACAUUUACUUCAAUCACUUCUAAAUAUUUAUCCAAUUGAAUAUGGGCGAAUUAUAAAAAAUCUCGAUGAAUCAUUUGUGAAUUCUUUACCUAUUCGAACAUGGGGAGAAAAUGCUGAUCAUGAUCAACUUCAAGUUCAUUAUCAUAUUCCCAAUAUAGAUGAAAUCAAUUUUGCUUACGAAUUUAUCAAUGAUUUCCUCUAUGCAGAAUUAUCAUUGUUGAACAAUACAGAUUUGAAAUUAUCGAAACAUGAACGACGACGAUCACUUACCAUUCUUCAUAGUAUAGCUUUGGGAUGUUUUCGUAUCAUACCACGUAUUGAAAGUAAAGAAAUACAAGAAUUAUCUCAUUCAAUGAUAACUUACGAUUCACAAUCUCAAAGUCGAUAUUCAAUCUAUUAUCAAAAUUUGAAAAUAGAAUUUCAUGAAAAUUUACGAAUGCGUUUACUUCUCGAUAUUGGCAAAUUACUUGAUAAACUCAUUGAAAAUCAACCAAAUGAUGUUAUAUCAAUACGAGAAGCUCUUUCUAUUUGUAUACUAUCAUCCGAGUAUUAUGGAGUGUUUGCUCGUGAUCUCGAUGAAAAACGUCAAGAAAUUCAAUCUAUAACAGAAAUAGUUUACAAUCCAAUUCUUGGUAGACGAGAUUUUCCACGAUUUUUAACUAUUAAACAAAUCGAAUUAAAAAUCGAAGAAUUUGAAUUGAAUAAUUUUCGUUUAUUAACUGAAAUUGACAAACAAAUUGGAUUUAAAUUAUUUGAUUUAUCGAUCAGUCGAUAUCGAGAAAUUCGUUGUAAAGCACAGGAUGAAUUGUUUCAUUUUAUGGAACAUUUUAAUUCAUCAUGGACAAUAUUUAUUGAUCGUAUUACUGAACAACUAAAUACAUCCGAUGAUAUUAUUAAUCAUCAUCAAAUUAAGGGUUGUCUGUAUAUUCUUCUUGGUAAUGAAAAUUUUUUCUUAUUAAACAGAUAUUCAUGGACAAUGUUGAAUAAUAUAUUGCCAUUAAUUAUUCGUCGAAAUCAUACAAAUCGACUUAGUAUCCUAAAUUUAAUUGAGCGUAUUCGACAAAAGAUUGAAGCUGAAUUUACAACACAAAUACUCAUUCCUAGUAUUGAUCAACAAGCUGAAUGUGCAGCGAUUGAACUAUGGCAUCCAUUAGAAAUCAACGAAAUAGAACUUAGUAAACAAAUAUGUAAACAACGUCGUGAAAUCAAUCUUGUCUCAUAUUAUCAUUUAAUUGAUACACUUCAUUCAUUGCUUCGAGAUAAAACUUUAUCAUGGGGACAAGAAAAGAUUGCCAUGUCAUUCCUAUGUCUACUUCUUCGAAAAGAAAUAAAACUAUCACCAGCAUAUAUUGACAUAUGUAUUCAUUUUCUCAUUCAUGAUAAUGCAGAAUUACGACAGUAUGCAUUCAAAACUGUUACAGCAAUUUGUCAUUUACAAAAACCACCUCGAAUAUACGUUGAAAAAUCAAUUGACGAAAUCGUACACAAUGCAGGUCAAUCAUCAGUAGAGAUCAACAAUGAUAAACGACAGGUAGGCGCACGUGAUGAUAAUUUAUGGAUAACAUUCAAUGAUUAUGAACCACCGACAACACAAAGUGAAUGGGAACAAACAUGCUUUUUAAAUAAAGUUUAUUAUGGAUAUUAUCAAUGGCCAAAGAAAAUCAAAUAUGCAAUCAAUAGCCGAGAACGUUAUACUUCUAAUCAAAUGCCAAAACAAGUAUCAAUCAUUUUCGAUCGAUUUAAAGAUAAAAAUUUCAUAACUCGAUUGAUAAAAGUCAAUGUUAGUAGUGAAAAUACGAAAAGAUUCGACAAAAAUCGAUUUUCAAUGUUUAAAAGUCUCUUUCGUAAUUUUGGUCUUGCAUUAAUCGAUAAUUUUAUCGAACAAUUGUUUGUACUCAUUCGUAGAAAGACUCAAAUGAAACAAGAACAUCAAUUAGCAGCUGAAAUUGUCGCUGGUAUGAUUCGUGGUUCAAAAUAUUGGACAUUAGACGCCCUUGAUCAACUUUGGCAAAAACUGACGCCAUUUCUCAAUGAAGUUUGUGCCAAUCUCAAUCCUGAUUUAUUCGUUUAUUGGGGUUCCUGCUUUCAAUUUAGCUUGGAAAAUCAAGAUCCUCGUCGAAUGUUUCAUUCAAUAAAUUUCCUUCUUGGACUGAUUGAUAAUCAAACAUGGGUGAAUACAUUCAAUGAAGCAUCUCGUUGGUAUUUAGUUCAAAGUUUAGCCGUUUUUCAAUGGCGUAUUCCAUCUGUUUGGUGUACCAUCUAUGAACGAGCCAAAGAACUAAUUGAUCAUCCAUCUAAAUUGAUACGACAAUUGAUCACUAUUAUAUUACCAUUAACACUACAAUUUGAUUUGACAUUAUUUGGAGAAAAAUCAACAUGUUAUCCUACUUUUAAACAAUUGAUUGAUGAUGUACGUGAAAGAUUAGAUCGAGCUAUAGUAAUUUGUGGAAGCAAAUCACGAUUUAAUCAUGCUGCCGAAACUGGUGUACUUGACAAUGAAGUUCAGCAAGCAUUGAAUUUAAUUCAAUCAGUCGUUGCAAUACAAGGACAAUUAUUUGCUUUAUGUCAUCAACCAAUAAGAGACACUACUCUUCAAAUGUUUUCCUAUUGGCAAGCACGUUUAGCAGCUAUGGAAUUUGUUCAAUAUUUUGUAUUCUGUAAUUUAUUUAAUAUUCGUUCAUAUGUUCGACGAUUACAUAAACUUGUAUUUACAUGUUUAUUCGAUGAACGAUUGGAAAUACGUUCAAUAGCAUCAAUGACACUCUCAGGUUUCUAUCAAUGUGGUUAUAUUCCAGUAACUGAUACAGAUCUGAAACAUUUUCGAUUGAUGAGUAAAACAGCGUAUCGUAUGAUUGUCAACGGUGAGAAAGUUAUAUCUCCCAAGGAUAUUGUUAAAAGACAUGGUGGAAUUUUGGGUUUGUGUGCCAUUGUUCAAGCAAAUCCUUACGAUAUUCCAGUUUAUAUACCAGGUACAUUAAUGAUUCUCUGUGAACAUUCACAUGAUCCACAUCUGAUACAACGAUCUAUAAAACAAUGUUUGUCGGAAUUUCGUCGUACUCAUCAUGAUUCAUGGCAUGAACAUCGAAUGAAAUUCACCGGUGAUCAACUUGGAAUUUUAGUCGAUGUACUUAUUUCGCAUAACUAUUAUGUGUGA